Cryptomeria japonica (Japanese cedar) is the source of this 2839-nucleotide messenger RNA. RefSeq lists its product as uncharacterized. Gene Ontology annotation, biological process: mRNA splicing, via spliceosome. Lineage: Eukaryota; Viridiplantae; Streptophyta; Pinopsida; Cupressales; Cupressaceae. Gene Ontology annotation, molecular function: RNA binding. The transcript has 9 exons. The record is from RefSeq and is a predicted model, not a curated record. Gene Ontology annotation, cellular component: nucleus. Bases 319 to 2514 code for a protein of 731 amino acids.
AAGAUCUGCACCACCACAAAUUCAUCUUGCCAAAACCACAACCUCCCCCUACGCCAAAUAUUCUACGAAAGUAUAGAAAAUGCCUGCCUCGAAAGAUUCUUGUUUCGGUUUUUGGGAUUCUUCUCUGGUUUUACUUUUUUAAACCUUCUAUGUUUGAUAGUAGAUUCAGAUUUAAACUUGGGUCGAGUCAGUUGGUCGGGGUGGACAAAGCCAAUUUUCUUGAAAGUUAGUUACAAUGAUUCAGAUACCCAAAUGGGAUUGUAAUUUUCUCUUAGAAAAAUAACUGCGGAGUUAUUCCAGAAAAUUCAAAGCUGCAAAAUGAUUGAAGGGGAAGAAAUAAGAGAAUCUUCAGUUGACGAUGGUACGCAAGAGGGAGAGGAGAAUGACGGUUCCACAAUAGAAGAGAACGAUAAUGCUAAGUUUGUGUGGGAUGCCAGCACUGAUCUGUACUUUCAUGCCAGUAGUGGUUUCUAUCACAACUCAAAUGCGGGAUGGUACUACAGCAGCAGAGAAGGUGUGUAUUAUAAAUUUGAGAAUGGAAGAUACAUGCCAUUGGAGAUGGCAGAGAUCUUUCAAGACUUUGAUAGUUUGAAUGAUACGGGAAUUUCAAAAGUAGUGACCGAAGAUUAUGCAAUCAAUGACAGUGUCAAUACAGAGCCACUCUUUGGAGGUUACAAUGAAAAUUCAAUUGGCGAAGGUGAUUCAGAAGCCUUGAAUUCCUCUGUCAGUGCAGUGGAGAAUACUUAUCCACUAUGGUACUAUGACCAUGAUUUGUCUGAAUAUUGGUACUUCGACAAAGAGUCUAAAACUUACUACAAAUAUGAUCCGGUAUUGGGUUUUGGCAAGGUUCCUAAAGGGAAACAUGUUGCAGGUGGGGAGGACGGGGAGAACAUUUUCAUGACACCGAAUUCAAUUUUUUUGGUUAAUUCAGAACCUAAAGACACUGGCAUAACAAACUUGCCCUAUGAUAAUGCCAAUGAGAAACAGUCAUCCAUAGAAAGCCAGUCUUAUGCAAGUAUUUUAAAGGGUGAACCAACAGGCUUGACUGUUGAGAAUGCAGCAGAAGGAAGUACAGAAAAUUUGAGAGAAGAGUUGUUGGCUGAAGGAGGUGAUCCACAGCAUCCUUCCGAGUGGAUGGAAGAAUUCCUUAUUAAUCUCUAUUUAAGGGGUUAUUCCAAAUUAGAGAAUGAUGUACAGGAGCCACCAGGAAUAGCUAACAAUAAUGAUGCUAAUAUUACAAGAACAAAUGACAAAAACUCAAUGGAGAUGCCUAGCGAUUUCCCUUGUAACAUCUUGCCAUUUAGUGAAUCAAAUAUUGAAGCGAGUCUAGACUUUGCAUCCAAUCUUUCAAAUGAACAAUUUAGUGUUUCUUUUCAAGAAUCCUCCUCUCAACCCAAUACUACAUGUGGUAGGGAAUGGGAUAAGGAAAUCGAAGAAGGUGAAUGGGUUCCAGAGGAUGCAUUGGAUAGACCCCCCUCCAGCAAGAGAAAUAAAAACAGAGAAAGUGAUUGUCUUUAUUCAGUUCAGUCUGAAAGCUGUGGUGCAAGCACAGGCAACUGUGUGAGAGAGACUGACCAUUUAAAUUCACAAUAUGAAUGUAGCUCUGAUGAAGAAGGAAACCUGAGGGAUGAAGAGAAUUGGCGAGCACAAUAUGGCCAAGUUGUGAGAUCCAGGGAACAGGACAACAUUUCACUCUCAGCUCUCGACUUGUGGGAAUGGUCACUAAUUCUAGAAUGCAUGAAAGGAAAGAAAGGAGAAUCAGCCAGGUUGAUUGGAAGGAUAGCACCGAGAAACAAAAUAUUACACCCCUCUAUUCAGGGUGGAGGUAGCCUUCUCAAAACUGCUGCUAUCUGUGAGGUGCAUUUGGACCUUGUCCGAGUUUCAUCAGGACAAAUAUACAGGCUAAGGUGUCCAAGUGCCAAGUAUGUGGCUUCUUUGAGAACAUUCAAUUCCUCUGAUCCCACUCAGGGUUGGGACUUUCCGCAGCUACAGCUCACCGAUUCUGCGAAGAGUUCAGAAGACUUAAUGGACGAUUCUCACUCUGCAAAUGCAUCCAACUUUUGUGAGGAUUUCACAUUGUCAAAGCCUUUUGCACCGAACCUUGUUCACAGGGAUUGUCCUACAAUAAAGAGACAAAAAGAUUCUCGGACAUGCAUGAGGAUAAAGGCUUAUACAAACAAAGAGCUAACAGAUGUUGAGCUGAGAAAGCAGAGAUACAAAGAUCGAGCUGCUGAGCGAAGAAUUCUUCAUGGAGGUAUUGGAAUUGGUCCUGGUCAGAAGAAUACCUUAAAAAAUGAUUUGGACCUAGAACAAUGUCCAACAACAGAGAUAAUUGAGUCAGCUGGAGAAGAAAUGCCACAUCAUGCUUUUGGAGAAGCCAGCCUUGCAAGACGGAUGUUAGAGGGCAUGGGCUGGAAAGAGGGAGAGAGCCUUGGAAAUAGAAAAGAUGGUUUGAUUUCCCCAUUGAAAGCAGUGGGUAAUAAAGGGCUCUUUGGUUUGGGAUGGACUUCAUAAUUCUUUAUGAACUAAAUAUGUCAUAUCUUAAGGGCAUUCCAGUUUGUGAUUCCUGGUUUUUUGCAAUUUCUUUUUUAUUGUCUUUCAUUUUGGAAUCACAAAGCUCUUCCAUGUAGGAGGCCUGACGAGACUACAUGGGCCUCAAUUGUUUUCAAAAUAUGUAAAUAUUUCUAUUUAUUUUGUACUUAUAGUAGGUUUACCAAGAAUAUACCGGCCUGUUGUAAUGCAUGCUAUUUCUCAUCUAGUUUAGUUUUUACGAAGCUCUUUCAUAUGGUAAAUAAGAGUUUGACUUAUUUUAUCUUAUAAAAUUAAAAUUACAAGACAA